Anneissia japonica is the source of this 1588-nucleotide messenger RNA. RefSeq lists its product as uncharacterized. Bases 45 to 737 code for a protein of 230 amino acids. The record is from RefSeq and is a predicted model, not a curated record. The transcript has 7 exons. Lineage: Eukaryota; Metazoa; Echinodermata; Crinoidea; Comatulida; Comatulidae.
UUUCUCUUCAUUAACGAUACGUAAUUUUGUUUUCCCACAGGAGUAUGUCGCCCUUCGAUAAUACGCUCUAUACAUAUCCCUCUAACGACCAACCAUCAAAUGUUGAUUCAAAUAUAAAAAAUACUAAGCGGGUAGAUUCGCAGCACCAAUUAUGGACGAUGGUAGGUGAUGCCAUGCAAGGUAGCGACAAACUAAGUUCACUAGCGGCAACCGGCAAGAGAGCACCAAUUGCUAAGCGGGUAGAUUCGCAGCACCAAUUAUGGACAAUGGUAGGUGAUGCCAUGCAAGGUAACGACCAAAUAAGUUCACUAGCGGCAACUGGCAAGAGAGCACCACUUACUAAGCGGGUAGAUUCGCAGCACCAAUUAUGGACGAUGGUAGGUGAUGCCAUGCAAGGUAACGACAAACUAAGUUCACUAGCGGCAACCGGCAAGAGAGCACCACUUGUUAAACGACCGGAUGCCCAACAAAUGAUAUGGAAUAAAAUGGGUAGUUUACUACGAAACAGCGACCGAUUUGAUUCACUUGUGGCAAGUGGAAAGAGAGCAACAUUAGGCACAAAUGUCAAAGGGCAGCAUAUGUUUUUUAACACAAUUGGAGAUUUGUACCACGACCCAAACGUUUGGACCUCAUUGAAAACAAAUGGAAAUGGAGACUCCACAUCACCUGGACAACCGUCGCGAAUAGAUGAAACCGACUUUGUUGAAGACAUUCUACGACAAGAGGAGGAAUUUUGAACUUUAACACCAACACCACUUUGAAAUAAUGUAAAAAUCCAGAAACUCUGUACCAGUCUGUGGAAUUAGCACAUUAUGGACAUAUAUUUUUGUCGUCUUUUUUAUUUUGAUGACUUCGCUGGCAAUUGCUUUUAAAUCUCCCCUUUCACUUUUUCUCUCCAUUAUUUUCUGGAAAGUGCAUAGAUGCUCUAGCGGUCAGCGCUAUACAAGCACAGCACUAAUAUAAAUCUUAAUAUUUUUGCCAAGCUACGAAAUUCUUGUUUACAUUUUAAUGUAUUUUAUAAGAUCCGUUUCAUAUGCAGACCAUUAAGUAUUCUGUUUGAACUAAAAGGAAAGAAUAUUUUCGAUACGAUCUAUAUUCAAUAUAUUAUUGCGUGCAUAUCGGUCUUGUAUUACACACAUCAAUAUCUCUUUCAUGAACAAGGUGGGAAAGUUAUCUCGUGCAAAGACUACGCAAAAAAAGCCGUUGAAUAAUAUUCCAUUAGACAUAUAUAUAUUUAUGCGAAUAUAACAAAGAAUUAAUAAAACAGUUGAACGUUUUACAAAUAUCAUCAGCAGAAUGCUCAAUGGUAUAUAAACCAGAGCGGAUUAAAAUAAAAAUAGAUUUUGCCGUUUUGGCCAUUGGAUCUAUUGCCGUUUUGGUACUUGUCAUUGUCGUAUUGAUUUAUUGCCGUUUGGUUUAAUUUUGUUUUAACUAGAAACCGAUUCAACAAUAGGUUUGAUUAGACUUAAUUAAUCCAUGUUAGUCUAUAUUAUUCAUUAAGGAAUUCUUUUCUGACGAGUGUUGCACUUGGGGCAAUUAUAGUAGUCUCAGACAGUACGAGUAACAAGAUAAGAAACUAAAUAGUAAU